AUGCUUACGGGAAUUAAUAGUAUAUCUACUAUCGGGGAAAGAUUGUUAACACUGGAAAGAACAGUCUCAGAGGGCAUCGAAAACAUCAUUCCAUCAGAUGUUGCAGAUCUUGACGACGGAGAUACGCCAUCGAAAAGGAAGAGGAGACUAGAUCAUCCCGCACGCAUAGAAGGCACUUCCCAAUCUGCCCAGAAUGAGUGUGCCAUUGGACCGACCAUACACCAUGCAGAGAAGGCCAGAGCCGUUAUACAAGGGGAGCUUGAUGGAAAUGAGCAUAUGGACCGUGAACGGAAGGCAAUCCUUAGGUCUGCCAUGCAAUUUGUGGAUAUUACGGGGCAGAGGAGAACCUCAGUUACCGAUAAGUCUUCCCCGUUAGAAGCGCAUGAAGAUUUUCAACGUGCUGGUCCAUUUAUUACCCCAUCACCAGAGCUGCUUUAUAUGCUUCUUCCAGAGCCAACCGCUGCCAUCGGACGUUCUAGUUCCCUACAAUGGCCGGACCACAUCUCGGAUAAAACACUGGAGAAGAUGGCUUCAGUCAUUCUCAGUGACAAUGACCUUGAGCAUGGGCAGAUAUUCUACCAGUAUUGUAUAUGCAUUUAUGUGAAGGCCAUCUUUCACCUCUUCCAGAAACCGAAAGCAUACAAAGAUCCCCGCAUCAACGCCCAAUUUUUGAAGUCCAAGAAAUUAUAUGAAAUAUAUGUCUUCCGCGCUCUCAAGCGGCUCAAUUUCUUGAGUGCCCCAACUCUUCCUUUCAUUCAGUCGUUGGUAUCCGCUGCACUUUUUAUGCAAUAUCUUGGCAACAUGAGUCAGUCCUGGAUUCUCAACUCAUACGCUGCUCGUCUGAUUACUGCUCUGGGUUAUCAUGAAAUUCGCAAUUCGCCUGGGAUUUCAAGCCUCGAUGAAGAGACCCAUAGCGCUGUAUGUUGGUGCUUUUACCUUGACCGAACUCUGAGCAGCCUUCUUUAUCGACCACUGUCGCUGCCGGAGCCUCGCAUCUCUCCCGCGAGUCUAAUCAGUACCGAUCAAUCUAUGCCACACAUCCCAUUAAUACGAAUCUUGUUCGAUUUAGCUCAGGUCCAAGGAGAGCUGCUAGAUUGUGGAAAUGCGGAUAACACUCGCCAAAUAAUCGCCAAUCAUUCAAGACUCCAAGAACGGAUGGAGGUCAUACAUUCAAGGUUACAAUCAAGUCGAGCCUCAGCACUAGAUUGUAUCGCCGCGGAUUGGAUUGCGGGUGAAUUUUGUUAUUACGCGAUUCUGGUUGAUAUUCUUCGAUCGCGCUUAAAAUGUACCUUUUCUCCUUUGACACAUAAGGAAUGUGUGUCAUAUUCUCGCAAAUCUCUGAGGGCACUGCAUCACCUUCAGACGAAUCUCGCGGAUAUCCCGGGCUUUGUGGAUCCCUAUCCCUCGUUCCUAACAUGGACUGUUCUUCUAUACCCCUUGAGUCCAUUCUUCGUUCUCUUCUGUAACAUCAUUGGAGAAUUAGACGUGGAUGACUACAAUCUAAUGCAGGAUAUCACGAAAAGCCUGUCUCCGUUCGCCGCCAGUCCAUACAUCUCAAAACUGCUGAAACUUCUGUACUACUUGCAGAAUCUCUGCGUACCCUUGAUCGAAACAAAACAGCGCAUGGGCCCGCAGGUCAAAGUCCCUACUUUGUACCCUUCAAUGACUGGGACCUGGCACGACCAUCCGGCUAGUACUGAUGAGCAUGCACAUCUCUUGAUGGCUGCCUCUCCAUAUAUGGAUUCUGUCGCUGGAGGAAACCCUCAGCAAUUGCAGACACCCAGUGAUGGGAGCUAUGCACCUGAUGAUGCGCUGAUGUGGCAAUUAUUUAAUAGCCAAGUCUCGCUGGAGUGGUUCGAGUCAGACCCUUUUUCUUAUUGA
Messenger RNA from Penicillium egyptiacum, 1881 nucleotides. NCBI's taxonomy places the organism in Eukaryota, Fungi, Ascomycota, Eurotiomycetes, Eurotiales, Aspergillaceae. The record is from the annotation of a GenBank genome assembly.